CAGGAUACUCAACUCUCCAACCAGGCAUUCUGUUCUAAGUGACAGGUUCUGAGCACUUCUUCAUCCUUGUCGCCUCGCCCCAUGCCCCGCCCAGGGGGAUUUGCGCCUGCGCAUGGCCACACCUCGCCUUAGCCCCUCCCACUGGAAGGUGCGUGAAGGGGCCUGAAGAAACUGACGUCAUAGGGAGGGCCUGACUCGCGGGCCAGAGGCCGCCGGAAGUGCUCAGUGUUGUUGACGGAAGUAGAAGCCUGUAAUGGCGGCUGUGGCUGAAGUUGUGGUACCCGCGGACGGCGCGGAAGCCAGGCCAUUGGCGGCCGAGGAGCUGGCGGCGCAGAAGCGAGAGCAGAGACUGCGCAAGUUCCGUGAGCUGCAUCUGAAGCGGAAUGAAGCUCGAAAGUUAAAUCACCAGGAAGUUGUGGAAGAAGACAAAAGACUUAAGUUGCCUGCCAACUGGGAAGCCAAGAAAGCACGCCUGGAGUGGGAGCUGCAGGAGGAGGAGAAGAAGAAGGAAUGUGCAGCUCGCGGGGAAGACUAUGAGAAGGUGAAGCUGCUGGGGAUCAGCGCGGAGGACGCCGAGAGGUGGGAGAAGAGGAGAAAGAGGAAGAACCCUGACCUGGGCUUCUCAGAUUAUGCUGCUGCCCAAUUGCGCCAGUAUCACCGGCUGACCAAGCAGAUCAAGCCAGACAUGGAAAGCUAUGAGCGACAGAGAGAAAAGCAUGGAGAAGACUUUUUCCCGACAUCCAACAGUCUUCUCCAUGGGACGCAUGUGCCUUCUUCAGAGGAAAUUGACAGGAUGGUGUUGGAUCUGGAGAAGCAAAUUGAAAAGCGAGACAAAUACAGCAGAAGACGUCCAUACAAUGAUGAUGCCGACAUCGACUACAUCAAUGAGAGGAACGCUAAGUUCAACAAGAAAGCAGAGAGGUUCUACGGCAAGUAUACGGCCGAGAUCAAGCAGAACCUGGAGAGAGGAACGGCUGUGUGAGCCUCCCUCGGGGAGCGGUGCCGAAGCUGGGACAGGAUUGGAGGCUCCUGCUGGCAAGUCCAGACUGCUGCGUGGGACCAGUUCGAUUACUGUCGCACUUACCCCCGCCUCCCCACCCCAACCCCAGGCUUCUGAAAUAAAUGUCUUUCCUCACCUCUCUUCCACAUGCUCAUGUCCACAUUUUCGUGCUUGGAUAGACAAUGUAUUUCUUGUAGUGAGUGAUGUUUUGUAAAAAUCUAAUUUGUAUAAAUCCUAAUUAUUAUUUUUCUAUGUAUUUUAAAUGUGCAUAACCAUCUAACCUUUGAAUUAUUGGGGCUCAGAUGUACACGCUGCAGUCACUCUGCUAUGAGAGUUGUUAGGAAGUGGGCAGAAGCUACAGCCAGGCUUUGGGACUGGCCGGGAGGGGACCAAGAAGCAGAGGCUGCCAAGACAGAGGCUCCCGGGGUUCCAGCACUGUAUGUCUGCCCAGGACUGGAGUCGGAGGUCGUGGCCAUCAGCCAUGCGCACUCCCUUUUUAAAGAACAAUAAAAUGCUUUGGAAUAGA
This is a messenger RNA of Apodemus sylvaticus (European woodmouse), 1526 nucleotides long. RefSeq names its product SYF2 pre-mRNA splicing factor (gene Syf2). NCBI's taxonomy places the organism in Eukaryota, Metazoa, Chordata, Mammalia, Rodentia, Muridae. Bases 254 to 982 code for a protein of 242 amino acids. The record is from RefSeq and is a predicted model, not a curated record. Gene Ontology annotation, cellular component: Prp19 complex; catalytic step 2 spliceosome; post-mRNA release spliceosomal complex. The transcript has 7 exons.